This is a messenger RNA of Lucilia cuprina (Australian sheep blowfly), 615 nucleotides long. RefSeq lists its product as uncharacterized. Bases 1 to 615 code for a protein of 204 amino acids. The transcript has a single exon. The record is from RefSeq and is a predicted model, not a curated record. Lineage: Eukaryota; Metazoa; Arthropoda; Insecta; Diptera; Calliphoridae.
AUGACUGAAAGUCAAGAAUCACUUUUGCUUAGUCAGGAAAUGACAUUUUCACAUAUAAAAUCAGCUUUAAUGAAAUUUAAUGCACUUUCCACGGAGGAAUGUAAUCAAGCUCAGGUGCAAACCAGAUUGUCUAUGUUAGAUGCUAAUUGGAGUAAGUUCAAAAGUUGCCAUGAUAAAAUUACACGCACCAGAUUGACUGAGGAGAUACGGAAAAACAAAUAUUUUACUGAGGAUAUUUAUGCAGCCUGCGAGGAAACGUAUGUAAAUGCCAAGUCACUAAUGCUUACAUCUCUAGAAGAGUUUCGUAGUAUCACGUCUACUGAUAAUAGCAUCAUGAAUCAGUCCAUAAAUAAUUCCUCUCAUUUACGCUCCUUACCGAAAAUUACACUACCCAAGUUUUCUGGCAGUUAUCAUGAUUGGAGGCCAUUUCAUGAUUUGUUUACAUCUAUGAUUCAUUCAAAUAGUGACUUAACAGCCGUUGAAAAGUUUUAUUAUCUAAAAAGCAGCCUCAGUGGUGAAGCACUACAAUGUAUUUCAAAUCUACCAGUCUCAUCGGAGAAUUUGCACCAGCUUGGAAAAUCCUGUGCACGCAAUAUGAAAAUACGCGGAUGUUAA